Messenger RNA from Prorocentrum cordatum, 901 nucleotides. NCBI's taxonomy places the organism in Eukaryota, Dinophyceae, Prorocentrales, Prorocentraceae. The record is from the annotation of a GenBank genome assembly.
UGGGACCGCGGAUUACUUUACUACUCUGGCAGCCUCUGGCUGCCUUCAGGCGGCCUGCCGGGCUCCAUGGCCGCGGCCCGCGGGGCCUCCCCCGCGCUGUGGGUCGCCUGCGCGGCCCUGCUACAGCGAAGGGCCGCCGCGCUCUCCACGCUGGAUCCCUCGCGCGGCGAUGCGGCGCCCUCGCGGAGGCGUGUCGAGCCGCUGUCCCUGCUGGGCGUGUCGUCCGCCACCCGAGAGGCAGAAGCCGGCUUCAAGGCCGAUGCCGCCGCGGACGCUGCCAAGGCCGCGGCAUCGGCAGAGGCGGGGCAGGCUGGCGCCGAGUCGGCGGUGCCCCCGUCCUGUUUCGCCCCCGCCCCCGCCCCCCCCUCCCCCUCCGCCUCGGAGGCGCGAUGGAGACCGGCUGGGCGCCGCCGUUCCGGCACCCGGGCGACGGGACGAGGUCGCAGGUGAAGAGCCCCAAGUGGUUCCACGAGUCUGAGUCGGGCGGCGAGAAGAGCGCGUGGCAGACGCACUACCCGGAGGCCAAGAACGAGUUCCACCACUCGCAGACGUGGCAGGUCCUGGGCUACCAGCAGUGGGAGUACACCCCCGAGGGGUGGCUCAACGACCCGAAGCCCGAAUGGCUGAUGGACAAGCUGCGGCACCAGCCCGGCACCAAGGACGCGGACUGGUUCGACACGGCCGCUGGUUCGGUGGACAUCUACGGCCGCCGCGCGCCGCCUUCGAAGAGCUCCGCGCAGUGGCUGCUGGCGCAGCCCGAGGAGCCCGUGGGCAACCGCUGGAUCGAGCGCGCCAUCAACACCACGAUCCUGUGCAGCACCCCCGGGUGCACCGGCGCUCGGCGCUCCAGGCCUACAACCCGACCACCGAGGAGGCCAGGUUCUGCAGGCCGGGCGCCGGG